GGUGCGCGUACUGUGAGUUGCGUGAACGGCGGAGCGCUGUGUUUUAUUUAUGUUUUUGCCGAAAGCUGAAUAACACUGCAAAUACAUACUUAAAAGCUUAUUAGUAAUUAAUUUUUAGCUUCGUGUCAAUUUUAUAACAUUUUCACAAAGUAUUUUGAUCUUUCUCAGUCAAUAACUUCCCAGGAGCACGCGGAAUUAUUUAUGUAUUAAAAGUGCGGUUUGUGAGUGAAACCGGGAGUGUGAAGCCUCUACAGGUUGAUAUGCGAGGGGAUCGCCGUCUGCGUUGCUUGUAGAUGAAUACUAAUUUUAUGUGAUGUGCUGUAUUAUUAACUUUGUUAUAUAUCUUUUAUCGUCGAAGGAGUAAAGUGAGCGAGGGUAGCGAUGUUUGUGCAAUCAUAAGGAUGCUGGACGCUGAGAUGCCGACUAUGUCGGCCUUUAUUAAAGCCGCCCUGGCAGUAUUCGUGGUAGCAGGGUCGGUUGUGGCUGAACUUCCGAUUUUGCACACUGGCGUACCCGGCGAGGAGCUGACGGGCGGCGUGCAGUGCGGCGAAGAGCAGUUUGCGUGCGCAGACUCGUCGCGCUGCGUGCCCGCCGCCUGGCGCUGCGACAUGCGCCCGCAGUGCCCCGACGCUUCCGACGAGAUCGGCUGCACGUACAACAUGACGUGCGGCGCGGGCCAGUUCCGCUGCGCGCGCAGCGGGCUGUGCAUCGCCGCGAGCUGGCGCUGCGACGGCGACGCGGACUGCGGCCCGCACGACGCCUCCGAUGAGGACCCUUACAUGUGUGAGAGAGACUUCAAGUGCUGGGGCAAGUGGGCGCGCUGCGCCACGCCCGAGCACGGCCAGUUCAACUGCGUGCCCGUGUACCACUUCUGCGACGGCGUGCGGCACUGCCUCGACGGCAGCGACGAGUGGGACAUCUGCGAUAACUUCACCGAGGCGUCGUGCGCGUCGCACGGCUGCAGCACGUGUCGGCCCACGCACGAGGGCGUGGCGUGCUACUGCCAGCCCGGCUACGAGCCGCGCGACGGACUGUGCGUCGACAGCGACGAGUGCGAGUGGGAGGGCGCCUGCUCGCAGCGCUGCAGCAACCUGCCCGGCUCGUACACCUGCGCCUGCGCCGACGGCUACACGCUGCGCGACGACAAGCGCUCCUGCGCCGCCAUCAACGAUCCGGUGGGCGCUCCGCUGUCGCUGGUAGUUGCGACGCAGAGCGGGGUGGAGCGCGUGUGGGCGGAGGGCUCUCCGCCGCAGACAAACCGCUCGCUCGACGCGCUCGGGGUCAAGGCCUUGGACCUGCACUACUCCAACCGAUCCAUUUGCUACGUACACCAUAACAUAAGUCGCUCGUCGCUCGUCUGCGUGGACGCGGAUAACUUCAGCAACCGCACCGUCCUGGCGGCGCCCGACCUGUUCCCCGACCUAAACUCGAUCUCCCACCUGGCCAUCGACUGGAUAUCCGACGCCUGGUACUUCGCGGACGAGGCGCGCGAGGUGGUGUACGUGUGCGACGCGUCGCUGCGCUUCUGCCGCAUCCUGCUGGACUCCGGCCUCAGCAAGCUGCGCGGCCUGGCCCUGGACCCCGCCGCCGGGGCGCUGUUCUGGAGCGCGUGGGGCGCGGCGGCGCCCAGCGUGGCGCGCGCGGGGCUGGGCGGCGCCGGCGCGCGCGCGCUGGCCGCGCUCAAGCUGGUGUACCCGGGCGCGCUGGCCGUGGACCCCGCCGCGCGCCUGCUGUACUGGGCCGACGCCUACCUGGAGAGCGUCGAGCGCUGCGACUACGACGGCGGCCGCCGCCUCACCGUGCGCCGCGGAUACGUCACGCAAAAACUUCAACACAUAUCGGUGCUGGAGAGCACGCUGUACCUGCCGAUCUGGAGCAACAACAGCGUCGCGGCGGUGUCGCGCUACAGUCGCGAGCGCCGGCGCAGCUCGAUACCGCUGCGGGCGCGCCCGCUCGCCGCGCUCGUCUACCACCGACAGCGACAGCCACUCGUGUCGCACCCGUGCGCGACUAAUAAAGGCGGCUGCGCGCACGUGUGCGUGACGGCCUACCGCGGAGACGCACGCACGCCGCACGCGCAGUGUCUCUGCAAGCACGGGUACCGCCUCGUCGGCCACGGGGACUGCGAGCGCGUGGAGGCGGAGAGCUACCUGGUGGUGUCGCGCGGCUCGCCGGCGCUGGUGGGCGGGCUGGUGCUGGCGGGGCGCGGCGCGGCGCACGACGAGCCCUUCGCGCCCGCCGCGCACGCCGCGCGCCCCACCGCCGCCGACGUGGACGUGGCCGGCGAGCGCCUCUACUACUGCGACGUGCACAGGUACGAAAUCGUGCGACAAAAACUCGACGGCAGCGAGCGAGAGGUUUUCGUGGGAGACGAUGUCGACAACUGCGAGGGAUUCGCCAUAGACUGGAUGGGUCGCAACGCGUACUGGACGGACGACGCGCUGGGACAAGUGAGCGUGGCGCGACUAGACUCUCCGGCGCGACGCGUGCUGCUGCGCGACCCGCACUUCAACCCGCGCUCCAUCGCCCUCGACCCCGCCAACGGGGUCAUGUACUGGUCGGUGUGGGCGAGCGCGCUGGCCGCUCGCGGACGCAUCGAGACGGCGGCGAUGGACGCGUCCCGCCGCCGCACGCUGGUGGACUCCGAGCUGCACUGGCCCAACGGGCUCGCCCUGGACCUGCCGCGCCGGUACCUCUACUGGUGCGAUACCUACCUCAAUAAGAUCGAGCGCGUCCGAGUGUCGGCGACGGGAGACCUGGCGCCGGGGGCGGCGCGCGAGCUGGUGGCGCAGCAGACUCCCGACUUCCCGCUCUCGAAGCCCUACGGGCUGGCGCUCUACGAAGACAGCGUGCUGUGGAGCGAGCACGGCACGGGGCUGGUGCGGCGCCUGCUGCAGAACGGCUCGGCCGACACGCUGCGCGCCUUCCCGCCGCCGCUGUACGACGUGCGCCUCGUGUCGCGCGCCGCCCGCGCAGGCGAGAACGCGUGCUCGCGCGACAACGGCGGCUGCGCGGAGCUGUGCCUGGCCACGGGCGCGGCCGAGCGGCGCUGCGCGUGCGCGGCGGGCCGCGAGCUGCGCGCCGGCGGCCGCGCGUGCCGGCCCGCCCGCGCCGCCCGCGACUGCCCCGACAAACACUUCCACUGCGGCCACGGACGCUGCAUCGACGCGUCGUUCCUGUGCGACGGCGACGCGGACUGCCCCGACGGCGCCGACGAGGACGCCUCCGUCGGCGGACCCUGCGCCAACGUGACAUGUAACGGGGACGAGUUCAUGCAGUGCGGGACACGAUGUAUUCCGAAGAGCUGGGUGUGCGACGGACUGAAAGACUGCGCGGACGGCGCGGACGAGGCGGCGGGCGCGUGCGCGCGCGCGGCGUGCGGCGCGGCGCAGUUCGCGUGCGCGCGCUCGCGGCGCUGCCUGCCCGCCGCCUGGCGCUGCGACGGCGCGCCCGACUGCGGCCGCCAGGACGACUCCGACGAGGCGGGCUGCGAGAGCGAGGCGUGCGGCAGCGGCUCGUUCCGCUGCGCGAACGGCGCGUGCGUGCCGUGGGAGUUCUACUGCGACGGGCACGCCGACUGCGCCGACGCCAGCGACGAGCGCGCGUGCCCCGCCACCCCCGCGCCGCCCGCGCCGCGCCGCCCCGCGCACCCUCACAAUGAAACCGAUAAACUUGGACUCUGCGAGGACCACGAGUUUCAAUGCGACAACAGGGAGUGUAUUCGAAAGGAGUUCCGAUGCGACUCUCGCGUCGACUGUCUCGACGGGUCCGACGAAUGGAGCUGCGAAACCAUACACACCACUCCCGCCACCACCACCACGACGAUCGGCAGCACCGACAGCGGCGACGCCGACUGUGUCGCGCCGGCGAUGCGCUGCGACAACGGCAGUCGCUGCGUGCCGCUGCAGCAGCUCUGCGACGGCGCGCCGGACUGCGCCGACGGCGCCGACGAGGCCGACCGCUGCGGCGAGCCCAUGUGCGCGGUGACGGCGUGCUCGCACGGCUGCCACGCCACGCCGCGCGGGCCGGCCUGCUCGUGCCCCGCGGCGCUGCACCUGCAGCCCGACGGGUUCUCGUGCGCGCCGCAGCACCCGUGCGCCGGCUGGGGCGUCUGCAGCCAGACGUGCCAGCCGCUCCGCCAGCGCUACAGGUGCACCUGCUACGAGGGCUACCGGCUGGCCGACGACGGGUUCACGUGCAAGAGCACAGACCUCACGCGGCCGCUGCUAGUGUACAGCAACCGGCACGAGGUGCGCGGGGUGGAGCUGCCGUCGCUGACCUCGCGGGCGCUCGUGUCGUCUCUCAAGAACACCAUCGCGCUGGACUGGUGCGGCACGCCGGCCGGCGUGCAGCUCUACUGGACCGACGUGCUCGACGACAACAUCUACCGGGGCACGCUCGCGGGCGACGCCGUGACCGGAAUAGAAGUGGUAGUCCAGCAGGGUCUGUCCACGGCGGAGGGGCUGGCGGUCGACUGGGUCGCCGGCAAUCUGUACUGGGUGGAGAGCAGCCUGCACCAGAUCGAGGUGGCGCGCCUGGACGGGAAGUACCGACGGACCCUCAUCGCCGGCGACAUGGACAGCCCGCGAGCCAUCGCCGUCGACCCCGGCGUCGGCUUCCUGUUCUGGAGCGACUGGGAGGCGUCGGCGCCGCGCAUCGAGCGCGCGUCGCUGGCGGGCCGGCGGCGCCGCGUGCUGCUGCGCGUGGGCGCGUGGCCCAACGGGCUGGCGCUGGACCUGCCGGCGCGCCGCGUGUACUGGGUGGACGCGCGCGCCGACUCCGUGCACACGGCGGACUACGAGGGCCGCGACCGGCGCGACGUGCUGCGCCGCCACCCCGCGCUGUCGCACCCCUUCGCCGUCACCGUGUUCGAGUCGCACGUGUACUGGACGGACUGGCGCACCAACAGCGUCGUGCGCGCCAACAAGUGGAACGGCACCGGCGUGGCCGUCGUGCAGCGGACGCUCACGCAGCCCUUCGACGUCAAGGUCAUCCACCCGAGCCGGCAGCCGCCGAGCGCCACCAACCCGUGCGUCGACAACGGGAACUGCUCGCACCUGUGUCUCAUCGACGCGCCGGCGGAGCGCGUGUGCGCGUGCCCGCACCUCAUGCGCCUCGCGACGGACAACGUCACUUGCGAAGUACACGAGCGCGCGAUAGUCGUCGGACGCGCGGGUGAGAUCCGCGGCCUGUCCCCCGAGCAGCCCGCCGCGCACACGCUGCCCACCCUGUCGGGCCCGCAGCUCGCCACGCCGGCGUCGCUGCACUACCUCGCCGACGAGUACGCCAUCUUCUGGGCCGACACCGACACGAACGAGAUAAAGCGCGCGGACGUUCGCGGGGGCGGCAGCGGCGGCGUGACGGUGGUGGCGGACAGCGGCGUGACCGCUCCGCGCGCGUUGGCGCUGGACUGGGCGGCGCGCGUGCUGUACUACGUGUCGCGCGGCGCGCUGGUGGUGGCCGGCCUGCGCGGCGACCACACGUCGCCGCUGCUGCACGACAUGGAGCACGUGUCGGCCCUGGCGGCGCACCCCCUCGAGGGCCGGCUGUUCUGGGCGACGGUGCGCGCGGGCGUGGAGCUGGUGGAGGGCGCCCGCGGGGACGGCAGCGAGCGCCGCGUGCUGCUGUCGGCCGCCGACGAGCCGCACCUGGCCGGCGCCACCAGCAUGCGCGUCGACGUAGAGAGCAAUCGACUCUACUGGGUCAACCAGGCCUCCGCUACGAUUCAAUACAUAGAUCUGAACACUGAGAGAGUAACCACUGUGCCGCUGGAGGCCGGCGCGCGCCCCACCGCGCUGGACGUGUACGCGGGCGAGCUGCUGUGGGCCGACGCCGCCAGCGCCGCCCUGCGCGCCUGCGGCCGCGACCUGUGCGACCGGCCGCGCCUGCUGCGCAACGACACCGACGGCGUCAUCUCGCUGGUGGUGUACGACGGCGGGCGCCAGCGCGGCGGCGGCGCGUGCGCUCUGCGGCGCGAUGCGUGUGCGCAUCUCUGCGUGCCGUUGUCGGCGUCGCGCUCGGCGUGCCGCUGUGCGCAGGGGUACCAGCCGCGCGGCACGCAAUGCGACGCCGUGGACGAGGUGCUCAUCUACUCGCUGAGCUGGGAGCUGCGCGGCCUGGCGCUGAACGUCUCGGCCGCGGUCGCCGUCGACGCCUUGCCGCCCAUUCCGCAGGUGUCCUGCGCCGCCUCCAUUGACUACUAUGCCGAGGAGGAGUGGGUGUACUGGGCGGACCCCGAGAGCGGCGCGGGCUGGCGCGCGCGGCGCUCGGGCGCGGGGCGCGCGCGCGUGCUG
This is a messenger RNA of Nymphalis io (European peacock), 6293 nucleotides long. RefSeq names its product prolow-density lipoprotein receptor-related protein 1-like. The transcript is spliced from 39 exons. Gene Ontology annotation, molecular function: protein binding; calcium ion binding. The record is from RefSeq and is a predicted model, not a curated record. The annotation marks the transcript as partial. NCBI's taxonomy places the organism in Eukaryota, Metazoa, Arthropoda, Insecta, Lepidoptera, Nymphalidae.